This is a messenger RNA of Colius striatus (speckled mousebird), 2237 nucleotides long. RefSeq names its product NSA2 ribosome biogenesis factor (gene NSA2). Gene Ontology annotation, cellular component: preribosome, large subunit precursor; nucleolus. The transcript has 6 exons. NCBI's taxonomy places the organism in Eukaryota, Metazoa, Chordata, Aves, Coliiformes, Coliidae. The coding region runs from base 226 to 1008 and encodes 260 amino acids. The record is from RefSeq and is a predicted model, not a curated record. Gene Ontology annotation, biological process: maturation of LSU-rRNA; maturation of 5.8S rRNA.
CAGACCGAGGCGGCAAAAAGCGCCGCUCCAGCCUCUCCGCUUUUCCCCUCUUCCCGGCCUCGGUUAGAGCUCUCCGCUGCCUUUCCGCCGGAAGGAACCAAAGCGCCGCCGGGAAGCGUUUCCAGCCGGGGCGGUUUCUCGUGUGCCCGUCCUUUUCCCUGCGGAGGGCGCUGCUGCGCAGAGGAGUCUGUCCGAGGCGCGGAGAGAAGCCGCGGGGCAGCCGCCAUGCCGCAGAACGAGUACAUCGAGCUGCACCGCAAGCGCUAUGGGUACCGUCUGGACUACCACGAGCGGAGGAGGAAGAAGGAAGGCCGCGAGGCACACGAGCGGUCCCGCAAGGCUAAGAAGAUGAUUGGUCUGAAGGCCAAGCUCUACCACAAGCAACGUCACGCUGAGAAAAUUCAGAUGAAGAAGACCAUUAAAAUGCAUGAAAAGAGAAAUACAAAGGAAAAGAAUGAUGAAAAAACACCGAAAGGAGCUGUACCAGCAUACCUGUUGGAUAGAGAGGGCCAGUCCCGGGCUAAGGUUCUCUCUAACAUGAUCAAGCAGAAGAGGAAAGAAAAAGCUGGGAAAUGGGAGGUUCCUGUGCCAAAGGUCCGUGCACAAGGAGAGACGGAAGUUUUAAAAGUCAUCCGUACAGGAAAGAGGAAGAAGAAAGCCUGGAAGAGAAUGGUUACAAAAGUCUGUUUUGUUGGAGAUGGCUUUACUAGGAAGCCUCCUAAGUACGAACGAUUCAUUCGACCAAUGGGCUUACGUUUCAAGAAGGCACAUGUGACCCACCCUGAACUUAAAGCUACUUUUUGCCUCCCUAUCCUUGGUGUAAAAAAGAAUCCCUCUUCUCCUUUGUACACGACACUGGGUGUAAUCACCAAGGGGACCGUCAUUGAGGUGAACGUGAGUGAGCUUGGACUCGUGACACAAGGGGGCAAAGUUAUCUGGGGGAAAUACGCCCAAGUUACAAACAAUCCAGAAAAUGAUGGCUGUAUUAACGCAGUCCUACUAGUGUAAGUUGUGUUUGAUGUUAAACGUUGAACCAUGGACUCCUGCAAAAUCAGUACCUUUUCAGCAACCUCUCUGGAACCUGGAAGACAGGUGGAAGAAUGCAGCUAUUCUCUUACUGCAGCCUGACAUCAGAAAUUAAACAGCUUGAUACUUGCCCCUGCAGAAGCAUGGACUUGAGAACGUAUUAACAGCAUGGGAGGGAGGGAAGACAUCAAGGAGGGCAGCUGUUUCCACACACCUGAUCCCCAUGUUAUGUCACAUCUUUAUCCCCUGUGCCUCCUUUACUGUAUUAAAGAAUAAAGACUGGAGCGUGUGGCACUGUGGUUCCAGGCAAGAGGAGAACAGUUUCAGAAGUUUUAAUUUAUAAUACCUAUUUAGCUUGCAUCUUGAAAAUACAAGAAACAAAAGCUAUUCCUAAGCUGCAAGUUAUUCCUAAGCUGCAAGUUUUCAGUGAUGCUGCAUGUGACAGCAGCAGUGUUCUAGUCAGGAAUUUGGUGGUAAGCAAACCUGGCCCUAUUAAGCACUGCAAAUGAAACACUCAGCAUUUUGUAUGCCUGCUCCUAAACAAGACUUCAGCCCCCCAACUUGGUAUUUGUAUACUAGGUAAGACUCUCCGGAGCAGAUUUCCCCAGGCUGAACAAUUGCAACCAUCAGCCUCUUGUGUGACAGAUGCUCCAAUCCCUUAAUCAUCUUCAUGACCGGAUGAUAUUCCAGAUCUGGAACACUGGCCAGGAAGUCAAGCGAGCUGCUUUUGUGCCAGCCUUCUUGCUUCUCUUACACCAUCUGAUAGAGACAGUAGUUGAACUAUACCAAAAUCUUCUCUGACAGAGUGUUUUAUUAGUUUAACAGAUUGCCCCAGUCUGGACUGAAAGACUUACGGUGAUUUUUACUUUUGUUUAGUGGCAAGUGCUUUGAAACUGAGAAGGUCACAAGCUUGAAAAGAGGGUGUUUUGUCAAAACAGAUAAGCUUCCAUUAAGUUCCUGUUGCUUUAUCCUUUACUGCAGGUUAACACUUUAAACAGAAUAGUUUUCUACAGUGUCUCAAGACUACUGCAAUUUGUGCUGUAAAUGCAUGACUUGUUGGAUGAAUAACACAACUGUUGCACCUCAGACAUUUUAAGAGUGUGUUACAGCAUUUCCAGUUGGUUUGUCCAUAGCAAAUUACGUGAGCAACUGCGAAGUUUACGUCUUGAAUAGUUCGUAUAAAAAGCAGGAUGUUCCUGCAACACUGAGAA